Xiphias gladius (swordfish) is the source of this 4203-nucleotide messenger RNA. It is a transcript of the gene tmf1, whose product is annotated as TATA element modulatory factor 1. Bases 1 to 3483 code for a protein of 1160 amino acids. The record is from RefSeq and is a predicted model, not a curated record. Gene Ontology annotation, cellular component: endoplasmic reticulum; Golgi apparatus. The transcript is spliced from 17 exons. Lineage: Eukaryota; Metazoa; Chordata; Actinopteri; Istiophoriformes; Xiphiidae.
AUGAGUUGGUUCAAUGCAUCUCACCUGUCCAGCUUCGCUAAACAAGCUUUAACAACAGCUCAGAAGUCAAUCGACCGUGUUCUGGACAUUAAAGAAGAGGACCAGUGGGGUGACACGACUGUAAUGCCCUACGAUGAUGUUACAUUACCUGGAAAGCUGUCUUUAAGUGGAGGAUGGGGGAUGACGCAGUGGGAAGCGCCCCCCGAGGAAAAGAUCACCGCUCCUCCUCCCUCCUCUGAGGCCAUUACUACCCCUGUCACCCGCACAGUUGUGGAUGAAUCAGAAAACUUUUUCAGUGCCUUCCUGUCACCCGUGGAUGUACAAGGUGUCACCAAAACCCAGGUAGUGUCUGUACCCCCUACUAAGUCCCAAAGGCGGCCUCAGGAGAAGGAAAAGAGAAACAAAGAGGCUGUGAUCCAAAAAGACCUGGAGACUCAAAAGUCGGCACCUGCUGAUAAGAGUCAUGAGAAUCAAACAGUUUCUGAGAGCCAGCUGGUGGAGUCCGAGUCCUUACCUGCAGCACCUUAUUCAGACACUAUCCUCCUGCAGCCAGUUUCUCCUGUUUCUUCUUCUAGUGAUCUUGCUUGUGACCCUGACAGCAAAACGAGUAGUGUAAAAACAGAUGUUGGCUCAACAGUUUCUCUAGACUCAAAACCGGAGGAGUCGCUCACUCCAUCAGAACACCAGGUUGAGCAGGAUACCACAGACUCCUCGGAACCUUCUGCUGUCACUUGUGAACCGAAGAGCUCGCCUCCUUCUGAUCCUUCACCCUCCCCAUCCUCUAAGGAAGUACUCCUAGAGCAUAAAGACUCAAAGGUGGAGGACCGUCAAAAUGAUACCCCCUCCCCUCCAGUAAGUGCUUUCUCCUCAGGAACCUCUACCACCAGUGACAUUGAAGUGCUCGACCACGAGAGUGUGUUGAGUGAGAGCUCAGCCAGCUCCAGACAAGAAACAGGUGAGGGCAAGGCUGGCCUUCACUUAAUGCAGGGCUCUUUCCAGCUUCUCACUGCCUCCACCUGUGGAGAUUUCCCCCGACUGGAGGACUACCCCAAACUCACCGAGAGCUGCGGUUCCUCCUCAGAUGCGUUUGAACGCAUCGAUUCAUUCAGUGUGCAGUCGCUGGAUAGCCAAAGUGUCAGUGAGGUUAACUCAGAUGAUGAGAUCCCUGGCAGUCGGACACUAGCGUCUGUCACUGCAGGUCCUGCUCCUCUAACAGUGUCACCAGCUGUAUGUCAGAAGCAGGAAGAUGGAGUGGUGGAGAAGGUAGGAAAGGAGGAAAAGGAAGAGGAAGAGGAAUUCACCGAAACGAUGAGGGAGCAGUCGGUGGAUGAGAUGGAGGAGAGCGGACGGAGUGCGACACCUGUGAAUAGUGAGCAGCCUGAAGAGUUGACAGAGCAGGGACAGGAAUCUGAGGCUAGCGUCACUCUGUCUGAUCCCUCCUCCAACGCUGAAGAACAGAUCACUCCACCAAUCACAGAAGAGAUGAAAAGUGUCUCCACAGUUCAGAUAUUGGAGCUUCAAAAGGUCAUUGAUGAGCUGUCAGGCCGCCUUGAAAAGAGAGAGUCUCAGCUGCUGGGAGUCAGCAAAGACAAGGCCAGGCUGGAGGAGGAGUGUGACAAUCUCAAAGAUGAAGUGAUAAGCCUAAAAGAGGAGAGCUCCACUGUUCAGUCCCUAAAGGAUGAGUUCACCACGCGCAUAGCAGAUGCUGAGAGAAAGGCUCAGCUGGCCUGCAAAGAGAGAGAUAUUGCCAAGAAGGAGAUAAAGGGUUUGCGAGAAGAGCUCUCUAUGAGGCUGAACUCCAGUGAUACAAUGGAGAUCAUCAGAGAGAAGGAGGAGCAGAUCAGAGGUCUGCUGGAAGAGGGUGAAAAGUUGUCCAAGCAGCAGCUGCAGCACAGCAACAUCAUCAAGAAGCUGCGUGUGAAGGAGAAGGAGAGCGACACAAAGAUCACCAAGCAACACAAGAAAAUCAAGGAGCAGGAGGAAGAGCUUAAGCACCUGCAACAGGUUUUAGAUGGGAAGGAGGAGGUAGAGAAACAGCACAGGGAAAACAUCAAGAAGCUGAACACUGUGGUGGAGCGGCAGGAGAGAGAGCUGAGCAGGGUGCAGUCAGACUCUGAGGAGCUGCUGGAGAAAAACAGAAGCCUGCAGGCCGCUCUGGACAACUCUUAUAAGGAGCUGGCAGAACUCCACAAGGCGAAUGCCAGCAGAGCCAGCGAGGCUGAAGAAGCAGCUCUGAGCAGGGAAACGCAGGCCAAGGAGCAGCUGAGCCUGGCACUUGAGAAAGCCCAGGAGGAGGCCAGAAUGCAACAGGAGGCCCUGGCCAACCAGGUGGCUGACCUGAGACUGGCUCUGCAGAGGGCUGAGCAACAGCAGGCAAGGAAAGAAGACUAUUUGAGGGAGGAGAUCAGUGAGCUUCAACAGAGGCUCCAGGAAGCAGAGACUAGAAACCAGGAGCUCAGUCAGAGUGUUACCUCGGCAACACGGCCCCUUCUUCGACAGAUUGAGAACUUACAGGCGUCAUUGGGUGGGCAGACAGCAUCCUGGGAAAAACUGGAGAAGAGCAUCUCUGAUAGGCUAGUGGAUGCCCAGGCACAGCUGGCUGUUGCUGUGGAGAAGGAGCGUUCAGCAACGGAGGAUCUGCUGGCCAUCAAGUCCCAGGUGGCCUCUCUGGAGUCCCAGAAUUCCUUGCUCCGCCAGGAGAAAGCCCGCUUCCUGGCACAGCUGGACACUGAGAAGAACAGGAGAGAGAAACUGGAGGAUGAGAGCAGCAGGGAGCAUGUUGAAUUGGAAAAUCUGCGAGGAGACCACAGUCGAAUGCUAGAAGAAGCCAAGAAGGAAAAGCUCCUUCUGACCAAUCAGCUAGAAAUGGAGAAGAUGAAGGUGGAGCAAGAAAAGAAGAAAUGCUACCUAGCACAAGAGGCACUUAAGGAAAAGGAGCGGAAGACUAUGACCCACUCUGUCGGAGAGCCCCCAGCAUCUUCCACUCCCUCCCUGUCUCGCUCCAGCUCCAUCAGUGGGGUGGACAAUGCUGGUCUGCACACCUCUAUUCUUUCCCAGGAUGACUGUUUAGACCACUCACUAGGCACCAUGACCAUGUCUGUGUCAAUGAGCGGGACCAACCUGUAUGAGGCUGCAAGACUGUCUGGAGGCUCCAGCAUCAUAGAGAACCUCCAGUCUCAGCUCAAGCUGAGAGAAGGAGAGAUAGCUCAGCUGCAGCUUGAAAUCUCUAGCCUGGAGCGGAGUCGCUCUGUGAUGGCAGAAGAGCUGGUUCGACUCACCAAUCAAAACGAUGAGAUGGAGGAGAAGGUGAAGGAGAUCCCCAAGUUGAAAAUUCAGCUCAAGGAUCUGGAGCAGAGGCACAACACCAUCCUACAGAUGUAUGGAGAAAAGGCUGAGGAGGCGGAGGAGCUGAGACUGGAUCUGGAAGAUGUGAAGAACAUGUACAAAACCCAGAUUGAUGAACUGCUGCAGAACCAGAAAUAAACCGUUUUUACUGCACUGUGUUACUUCUGGGACACUCACAAUUAAAUCAGUCAAUCAUCUUAGCCACGAACGCAUUCACAGAAAAAGAUAAGGCAGGGAGUUGAAGUUUAAUCCUUAUGUCAAAAUAAAAUUCAUUUAUCUUUAUCUAUUAUUUUAUUUUAAUUAUCAUAUACUCUAUUUAAGUGGGGUGCUGGGAUUAUGCAUAACAUACAUUGCAUUAAUACAGAAUCAAUAUGAAGGAUAGCCACAGUUUUUGAUUCAGGUGUCCAUUUGAAAUCUUUCGGAGUUUGUACAGACUUUGCUUUAGACAUAAUUUCUCAUGAUGAACCUAGUAUUGUAUAGACAGUUUAUAACUGUAGGAGAUUGUGACGUUUUUUUGCACUAUACAAAAUCACCCUUGUUUAUUUCUUGAUGCAUAAUCAGAAUGGUUUAAGAAAUAUAUAAAAAUUUGUACAGAGAAAUUUAUGUAUGCUAAACUCCUUUUAAAAAUUACAAAAUGUGGUGUAGACCUGAGAGUAGUCUGUGAUCAAAAUCCUGAAAAUUGGAUUUUAAAUUAUAUAAAUAUGUAAAUGAGUAAACAUUUAUUUGGGUGGUGGAAAAUACUGUCAUUGUUAAUUUAAGUUAAGUGGAAUCACAUUGGAAGUCAGCGUUUUCAUUGCCUUCACACAAAAUACAUUAUCGCAAUGCUACUCAAAACUUUCUCAAAUAAAAUUUCCAUGU